UCUCUCUCUCUCUCCACUGUACGGUGACUGUGCACCUCUUCCUUCAAAUGGUUUCUGUGCUCAAGUCAUGACUACCAACUUCACCCAUUUGAUGGAUGUAUGAGUUCAAUUCUGUUUUUAUAUGUUCUUAUGACAUUAUCAGUUUGAAUAGCAAGUACCCAUGUUGGAAGACUUGUAAAGGUUGUUUCUUUCAGCAGAACUAGUACUACCCAGAUACCCAGAAGAGUUUAUUUCUUAUUUUUUGUUUUAAUAUAUGUCAUUGGAAAGUUUAAUUAGAUACUUGAAAUACUUUAGUAAAUGCUUAGAUGGUAAUAUGUCUAGUAUUCAUGUAGAUGGGAAUGUUUUCAAGGCAGAAAAUCUAAUUUUCUUGAUGCACAAAUUUUGUGAUGGUUUUUUUAGGUGAUUUCUGAGGAGACAGAAAGUUGUUUAUAACGAAUUGGGGAUAGUGGGAAAGUCUGUUUAUGAUGACUGAUUGCGUAGUUAGAUCAUAUCAGGAGAGUGAAGGAACAAAUGACCAAGCUUCUUAUCCUGGUGAAUCUGUUUAUAUGGCUCAUUGGAUGUGUACAAGCUGCAAGUCAGAAACCAAGACAUGUGGUCAUCAUGAGGAAGCCUCGAAACACGAUGAUGAUAUUCAGAAGCAUCCCUUGUUUCGGAGAUUUGGAGAAGUAGCUGCAUCGGAAAGAGUGAGGAAAACUAAUGAGGGUGUCACUUUGAUAGAGAGUUCAAAGAAAUUGAGCAGGGAAAGAUUGGAAUGCCAGUCCUUUCCCAUGUUCAAUGUUGCUCCGGAAACUAGUUUGGCUAAACGGAAUCAGCAAGCUUUGACCGGCAAUAGGAGAUUACUAAGUGAGAGUAACUCAUCUGCAAUGCAGGGAUGGGCGCCCACUGAUGUGUGGCCUCUGGAAGCCAGCCCACCCCAAAAAGAACCACAGGUGAAAUGUCAUAAGUUUCUUGAGGACAGCAACUCAUCUGUUCCCAAGCCUUUUCAGGAUGGACCGAUGAGACUAAAUUCUAAACUUGGUGUACAUCAAUUUAAGUGUGGGAGCACUUCUAUGCCAUUCUUCAAUUUUAGAGGCAAGGAAGUAAAUCAAUACAGCUCUCUUUUAGCACAUCAGCAUGUUGCGAGCACUUAUAAAUACACUAGUUCCACAUUUUUGAUUCAUGAGAAGAAUAUCAAUAGCAAGUUAGUUUCUAGAAGAUCUGGAUGUUCAUUGUCAAGGCAGAAUGAUGUGAUAUUUAUACAACAUAAUCCCUCAACGUCCUGUAAGCAUGUCCAGGAAGAACGAAGUAAGUCUGGAGAGGGAUUGUUUUUGAGCCAGAGUGCUUCCUCAGAGGUCCCCAGACAUGAAAAAGCAUAUCGUGAUUUUUGUUUAGCCCCAAGCCUGCAACAUGCUGUUUAUAACACAGAGACCAUGAGAAUAUGUGCUGUUGUUGAUGCUGAGAAAGAAUCAUCCAGAGAUGUUCCCAAUACAAUCCCUUUUCCAAAAAGGACUGCUGGUUGCUUGUCGGAAGGAAGUCACAUGUUUCGAGACACAAACUUAGCAACAAAACUAAAAGGAAAAGCAGUUCGUGAGCUCCUUGGUUCCCCAGAGCAUGCUAUCCCUAUGCAGACCGGACAAGCUAUUCCUAUGCAGACCGGAUUUAAAUUGCUACCAUACAUGAGCGCUAAAGAAAGUGAAGAGGAAGGUCUAAGAGAUGUCAAGCGUCACACAAAUAAUUUGGAUGAUGAAUCAUCAUCUGAAAAUGAUACUUUGGACAUGGAUGCCUUCCAAUUCCAGGAUAAUCUUCUUGGUGUGGUUUCAUCCCCACUGAAUGAGCAUACUGAGGGUGGCCAGAAGUCACCAACAUCUCAACCUGCCUUUACUGCAGCUAGAGAAGAUGUCAGAGGGAGACCUUCAUUCACCAUAUUACCUGAUAUGAACCAAGAGCUUCCAGAGCUUGCAGCUUAUGCAAGUCUUGCUGAUGAAAGAGAGACAAGCACUUCAAGCACCCAGAGUUUGGACGUGGAACAUCUCCUUGCCCACGCUGGCCAGCCCACAAAUUCUAAAUCCAGUGGAAGUCCAGAUGGCCCUCAGGAACUAGAUCCAAGCAUCAGGUGGGUUAAGCGCCUCAAAUUGAGUGAUGCUCACUUUGCUUGUGGUACAAAAAACACAAAAAUGGGAGAGGCCUCUUCCCAUGGAAAAGUUGAAAAAGUUGCCGCACUUUAUAAGAAAAAUAUGAAAUGCAGUCUGACUAAUUCACAGUCAGCUGUGGUUAGAUUUCAUGGUAGGGAACAGAUGGCAUUAGAUGAAACACCAAUGUUAUUAAGAAAUGGUGAAUCGUCCUCCAGUGACUCAGCAAGGACAAGUCAAAAUAUAUCACUUUCACAUCCUUGGAUCAGGAGGUGGUCCCAUAAAGUACUUGCACCCAACAUGAAUUCUGAAGCUGCUGUGGUUUCUCAACCUCAAAGUUCAAAAGCAACAUUCAAUCAAUUUCAGAGGAAAAAAUUUCCAAGCAUUGCUGCUAUGGCACUAAUGGGGAAGGCCAUGAAUGGUUUCAAUCCAUGCGAGUUUGCGAAAAAGGGGUCUUUUGUGGUCUGGAAUACGAAGGAAUUUUGAGUUUUGAAGAUGUUCUUCAGAAAGGAGGGUAAGAUACACCUACAAAGCAUUGAAUGAUAUUACGAUGAUGGGACUCUGCAUCUACAAGAAUCAAUCGAGAAAGUUAAAUGUGGAGUUAAAGUUGUGGAUAUUGCAUCGAUAUGUAUCACUUGUAAUCUUGGUUUGUUAUCUAGAUAGAGUAGGCGAUAAGUGGAAUUUAAGAGGGUAGCCAUGCUAACCUCUUGUACUUAAUUUGAAUAAAUCAUUAAGGGCUUUGCUUGACAUGCUCCUUUGUCUUUGCCUAAACUUUUCUCUUAUGCAACUAAAUUCUGAAACUAUAGAGUGGAUAACGAGUCAUUCGUAAAUGUGUAAGUAGAAUAGAUGAUGCUUCUCUGGAGUGUAUCUGAGAUUGAACCCAGGGUUCUGCAAGAGUUAUGUGUCUUACUGUCAUGCCACUGAUCUGUGCAUCCUUAACGUUCAUCGAGCUUUUAUAUAUUGGUAUGUUACAAUGAUUUGGAAAAUUAUAUACUUGUGCGACUGAUGAAGUUAUGGUUCUGUGCUUCAAUUAUAGUUGAAGUGGACAGUGGAACCAGUGCCACCCACAAGGGAGAUAGUCUGGACUUGUUUAAGACCACAUAUACACUGAUGAAGAAGAGUUGAGGCUGAAUGACUUGGAGAAUCACUUUCAUCUUCAUUUUCUCCAGAUAUGGUGUACCAAGUACAUCGUGUUUAUGCUAACAAGGAGAACCAGUAGCUGAUGUACUGCUUCCACAGUCCAGUAUUAAAGUUGUGAGCAAAUUAACCAGUUCUUGUGCAAUCUCAGUUUGCAUUACCUUUUAUACUGUUGCCUUAAUUUGGUCUUUGGUUGUUUUUCCCGUGCUUAG
Messenger RNA from Argentina anserina (silverweed cinquefoil), 3457 nucleotides. RefSeq lists its product as uncharacterized. The coding region runs from base 462 to 2594 and encodes 710 amino acids. The record is from RefSeq and is a predicted model, not a curated record. Gene Ontology annotation, biological process: regulation of photomorphogenesis. NCBI's taxonomy places the organism in Eukaryota, Viridiplantae, Streptophyta, Magnoliopsida, Rosales, Rosaceae. The transcript has 3 exons.